AUGCCAUGGAGAAUAUCUCUCCUCUUCCUUACUAUUAUAUUUUCAAAUGUCGGUUCGACGCUUAGUGAUGACGAAGAGUUUGGCGGUCUUACAAGAGUUUGUUAUGGAAACACGAGUAGUACAAACAAUUCUACAAGUCUCGAUUUUCAAGACAAUGUUUAUUCACUUCUAUUUCUCCUUGUGGCAGAGUCCUCUUCUUGGCAUCCAACGUUGAGUUUCUUCAAUACUUCGGUCGGUAGAGUUUCCGAUAGGGCUUAUGGUUCGUAUCUUUGUCGAGGCGAUCUAAGUGCUAAGCAAUGUCACAAUUGUUUAGUGAACUUGACGAAAUUUAUGAUGGAUCAGGAGGAUGACAAUUCGGAAUGUAUUGGAUUCGGUGGUUUGAUUAGGUGUAUGGUACAAUAUGCAGACAGGUCGAAAUUUAAGGUGUAUGAAGAGGGUCUUGUGUUCACCUAUCAAGCAAUUGGGAAGAAUAUGACUAACUACGAGCAGUACAACGAGACGUUGUCGAAUUCGAUGCAGGGUAUCGUUAAGGAAGCCGGUUAUGGCAAUUGGACUAAGGCUAAUUUCGCGACUAGGACGGUUGAGGUAACGGGAUCUCAUGAGAAAAUCUAUACAUUGGUUCAAUGCAGGCCUGAUAUAUCUCCGGUAAAUUGCGGUAAAUGCUUAGGGGAAUUGUAUUCUUAUAUUCCAGAUUGUUGCAGUGGUUCAUCAGGUGGAGUUCUUGUCCAUGCUAAUUGUUUGAUGAAGUACAAUAACGAGUCUUUCUAUGGCAAAGCUAACCGUAGUUUUAGGCCACACUAUUUUCAAUUGACAUUUCUGCUGUUACUUACUAUAUUCUUCAAAUUUAUGUGA
This is a messenger RNA of Beta vulgaris subsp. vulgaris (sugar beet), 852 nucleotides long. Its product is annotated as cysteine-rich repeat secretory protein 38. The record is from RefSeq and is a predicted model, not a curated record. NCBI's taxonomy places the organism in Eukaryota, Viridiplantae, Streptophyta, Magnoliopsida, Caryophyllales, Amaranthaceae. The transcript has a single exon. Bases 1 to 852 code for a protein of 283 amino acids.